GGUGCUUAUGUUUAGACAUAACUUUUUUACAAGACACAAAUCAUAACUGUGGAAUUCUUGCGAGAAACAAGAUAAACUUUCGCUUGUCACCGAACAAGAAAAUCACUAGUUCCGUAAAUUCGUCACAUCACAUUCGUGUUAUAUCUAAAAUAUUUAGACGUUGAAAUUGUAACCUAUAACAGCAUAACAUGAUUUCAUUUCACGAACCAUUGCAAAGUUGGUACUUUCACGUUAAAAAAUCGGAGGCGCUUUGCGCAGGAAUGGAUAAUAAAUUUAUGAUAUUCUAAAAGGAUUGAAUUUAAAGUGAAGUGGAACGUAAUUAUGUCUAGAUAUAACAACAGUGUUAUAUGUGUAUAGGCAUACAAUUCUUCUGGUAGCUCCCUCCAGAGUAAUCGUCCAAACCUAUUUUCUUGAAGAAUUGUUAAAUCGACUUAUGCAUCUUGUGUUUGCUUACGUAAAUGCCAAAACAAACUGGUGACCUUCAAGUCAUUGAAUGACAUGAAGCUUUCUUUGGAUAUUUCGUACAGUGCUCGGUCUCUUCAUGCGGUGAUAUAACCUAUAAUAUACGAGAAACAAAUGUAUGGGCAUACGUAAAGGGACGGCAUUUAAGUUGUUAACGUUCGUGCCUUUGAUACAUUACGAUUGUUCCCGUCAUCUGCGCUUCUUCCUGUGCUCGGCGUUUGUACCAUUGUGUGCUGAACAUGUUAGUGGACCCAUUCCAGCAUGCAGAGGACUGUGUGAAGAAGUGCAAGCUGAUUGUCAGCCUGUCAUGGAAACCUUUAAUUUCCCAUGGCCUUCAGUGCUCAACUGUUCCCGGUUUCCUGUGAGAGAACAAAAUGGACUCUGCAUGCAGUAUCCAAAUACCAGUGAGGAGACAAUCCAUCCAAAUAACGAGAUUGGUGGAGUCACAUGGGCAGUAAAUCCUGCUCCAGUGCAUACACAGCAGUGUCCACCCAACUUUGCCCGUGCUCGUGAACCAAGGGCCAUAACCUGCAGUCCACGCUGCGGCCGAGAUGCAUAUUACAGAUCUGAGGAUAAGCAGUUUGCAGAGACUUGGAUGACUGGCUGGGCAUGGCUCUGCUUUCUUUCCACUCUCUUCACAUUGCUCACUUUCUGGGUCGAACCAGCAAGAUUCCGUUACCCUGAAAGGCCAGUUAUCUUUCUUGCCUUGUGUUACAACCUUCUGGCCCUAGCAUAUAUUGUACGUGGAGCAUUAGGACCUACUGCCUUCAGCUGUGUAUCUCCUUCUGAUGGCGGAGUGCCUUAUGUUGCUGUUGAUGGCCUGGAGAGUGGUCCAUGUACUCUCACCUUCCUAGCACUCUACUACUUUGGGUUGGCAUCCAGUGUCUGGUGGGUAGUGCUGGCAACAUCAUGGUUUCUAUCAGCGGCAAAGAGGUGGUCAUGUGAGGCCCUGCAAGGAUUAUCUACAUACUUCCAUAUAGCUGCAUGGGCUGGCCCAGCUGUGCUGGGUGUGUCUGCACUUGUCUUACAUCAUGUGGCAGGAGAUGAACUAACAGGAUUGUGCCAGGUGUCUGAAGGUGCAUCUCUACCAUUUCUGGUUAUACCACAUGCAAUGCUACUUCUGGCAGGGUGUACUCUGGCAGCACUAGGUGGAGCAGCUUUGAUUCAAGUGCGUCAAGCCAUGAAGAGUGCAGGUCAAAGUACUUCCAAACUUGAGAGGCUCAUGACUCGCUUAGGAGUGUUUGCAGCUCUAUAUGUGCUCCCUGUGUUAGGUUCCCUAGCCUGUGUGCUGUAUGAAGCUUGGCACAGACCACGCUGGCGCAGCUUGGCACUGCUUGCAGCUCUUGACUGUCGUAUUGAACCAAGCUGCACACCUGGACCAUCAUACCAGGCAGCUGCUGUAGAGGUGGCACUACUUCGGCUCUUUUUAUCUCUUGUUGUUGGUGUGACUUCUGGAAUGUGGGUAUGGUCAGGCAAGACUUGCCGUGCCUGGAGCAAACUCUUCACAGCACCUCGCAAACCUCGGUUACAUACAUUGAACAUAUCCAGGAACACUUUUGGUACUGGUUCUCUUCAUGUAUCACGAGUCUGAAGUGCGAAGUGCAGCUUCAUCAUAUCAAUGUAACAUAAUUUUAGAUGGACUUAAUGUUGGCAUUAGCAACUAUGCAUAAUGUGCUUGUAAUCUUGAAUUUGAGCUUUUUAUGUUUUAAUAAUUCAGAUUUCAACAUUAAACAAGGUCUACAGAAAUGGAAGUGUGACUUGAAUGGACUUAACUAGUCGUUUCGCUCUUUAGUUGGUUUGAAAAUUCAGUUACAGUGACAAAAUACUUUACAGCACUGUUGUGAACGUCUAAAAUGUCAUAGUUUUUAAAUACUUUAAUUCAGUCAGUCAUUUUAUUACAUAAAAUACUGACCGGAAUGAGACACUUUGUGUUUCUUUAUUACAUUCUCAAGUUCAGACAAGAUUGUGUGUAUUCAUCGUGAACAUUAAGAGAAUCUGAAAAAAAAAAAACUUUUAACUUUAUAAAUAUCAGGCUUAUAAAUAAAUUAAAUGUUAUGUUCAUAUGGAAUAAUUGUGUAAUAUUAAGGUUUGAUUAAUAAUCUAAGAGUGACAGUAAACCCCUGCUAAUCUGGAUUAACUGAGGGAGGCAUCCGGAUUAAGCAAUAAUCCAUAUUAGUGAGGCAAAAGGCAGCCCUAAAAGAAAAAAGAAGAAGAAAAAAAAAGACAACUUAGAGCACAAAUAAUUGGAAAAUUUAAUGUUAUAAAUAGUACUAAUGAAAAUAAAUAAAAAAUGUCACUGUAGAUCCUUUAUUUAAAACUUUAAUAAGAGAGUAGAUUUAUUCAUUGAUUGAAGACUCAGAAAUUAUAUUUGUUUUUGCACGUAAUAAUGCAGUUUGAAGAAAGCUGUCAAGUUUUGUCUGAACAGACAAGUG
Messenger RNA from Cryptotermes secundus, 2894 nucleotides. RefSeq names its product frizzled-10. The transcript is spliced from 2 exons. Gene Ontology annotation, biological process: non-canonical Wnt signaling pathway; canonical Wnt signaling pathway. The record is from RefSeq and is a predicted model, not a curated record. Lineage: Eukaryota; Metazoa; Arthropoda; Insecta; Blattodea; Kalotermitidae. Gene Ontology annotation, molecular function: Wnt receptor activity; Wnt-protein binding. The coding region runs from base 581 to 2053 and encodes 490 amino acids. Gene Ontology annotation, cellular component: plasma membrane.